AUGAGUUGCCCCGACAUAUUUCCAAAUCGAUAUAUCGAUUCCAGCGGUCAACUAAGUUCUACUGUUGUGUUGCGUGUCCACGUCUCUGAUGUAAACGACAAUCGACCGAUUCUCAGUGAUUUCACCGUAUUGAUUAAUCGAUUCGAGUCAGAAGAGAGGAUUACCCAGAUUGGCAUCGUGCCGGCUUUUGAUCCCGAUCAAAAUGCAACCCUUGAAUAUUGGAUGGAAGCAAAUCAGCUGAUCGAUGUUGAAAAAUUCACGGGAAAAUUAAUUUUGAAAAAUCAAUGGAAACGAAAUCUUGACACCCAUUUCAAGACUUGUGUCUCAGAUGGUCCAAAUACGGUAUGUGCAAAGUGUCGGUUCAUUCAUGUCUACCUUACCCAAGAUUCACUGCGUGAGGCUGUGACCGUAUUCAUACCUAAAAUGUCGCUUGAUGAUUUCUGGGAUCCAGUCGUAUUCAAUAGGUUCAGGCAAUCGUUGGCAAGUCUCGAUACAUGGGAAGAGCAGAACAUUUUCAUAGUGGGAGCCGAUCGGCUUACUGAAGGAGUGGAGAUCAGCCUGGUCAUAGCCGAUCGUGGAAGGAUUGUCAAGGCAUGGAAAGUUGAGGAUCUUCUUCGAUCCGAAGUUCGACAACUAGAAAGAACGUCAUUGAUGAAAAUCGAGGUGGUCCGAGAUGAAAGCUGUGCCCGUGAACCUUGUCCGUACUAUCAGAAAUGCCGUCAAACACUGAAACACGUUAAUGUCGUAGAGGUUUAUCAGACCGAUAGUUUUAUGGCAAGAACUUUGAAAACAUUGAAAACGUUCAUAUGCGAGUGCCCUGUUGGAUUUGCCAAAUUGACAUCUUUGUCGGCGGAUCUCAAAGAAGUUCCAAUUGUGACAAUGGACAAAGAGUUCCCCAAUGGUUCUUAA
Haemonchus placei is the source of this 909-nucleotide messenger RNA. The record is from the annotation of a GenBank genome assembly. Lineage: Eukaryota; Metazoa; Nematoda; Chromadorea; Rhabditida; Trichostrongylidae.